This is a messenger RNA of Vespula vulgaris, 1403 nucleotides long. RefSeq names its product RNA pseudouridylate synthase domain-containing protein 1-like. Gene Ontology annotation, molecular function: pseudouridine synthase activity; RNA binding. The transcript has 4 exons. The record is from RefSeq and is a predicted model, not a curated record. Gene Ontology annotation, biological process: pseudouridine synthesis. The coding region runs from base 510 to 1385 and encodes 291 amino acids. Lineage: Eukaryota; Metazoa; Arthropoda; Insecta; Hymenoptera; Vespidae.
AAUCAUGCUUUAUAGAAAUUACAUGAGAUACUUUAUAACAUAUGCUGUCAUGGCUACGCAUCGGUGAAACGUCGAGUUGCACGAGAUAUCAUAUUUCAUACAAUCAUCGUUUCCUUUCUUUCCUUUUCUUUUUUUUUAUUUUUUUUUUUUAAUUUUGUUGUGUACUACACGAAAAAAGUAUCAAUUAAUUUGAUUUUACUGAAUAAUUGAAAAACGAGAAAGUUUGGUUAUUAUAUACGAUAUAAUUGAACGCUCAAUAAGUAGAGUAGUAUUAUCGAUAAUCCUCGAAAGGUUUCACCAAUCAGAUUCAACAUUUAGAUAUCGUUCGACUUAAGUCGAUCAACUGUGUUAAACAAAAACGUUGUUAUCGAACUAAUUACGAAUUUUUGUUUAUAAAAAUAAUUAAAGAACAUCAAUGAAUAUUUAUUAAGGAUUAUGCCUCUUGUACAUGAAAUCUUUAUGAAACAACAUUUACAUUAUAGAAUUUGUUUUCAUUUUGACGAACUAAUAUGUAUAAAUUUUUAAAUACUUGUUUAAUGAUUACAUUUGGUCUAUUACAAAUAAUAUGGAAAAAUUUAAUGGAAUUACGUAUAUUAUAUCACAGGUGGAAUGAUAAGAAAAAUUGUGUAUGCAUUUUAUAUUGUAGUAAUGAUUUUUUAGUCGUUCAAAAACCUUACGAUAUGUUUAUAAAUAGUAAUAAUCCAAAAAGGAAGCAUACACUUCAAUUUGUAUUAAAAAAGAUGUUGCCAAAUUUGGCUAAUCCAAUGUUAAGCCAUGAAUUUCAUUUCGUGCAUAGAUUAGAUUAUGCUACAAGUGGUAUUAUUUGUAUAGCUUUAAAUAAACGUGCAGCACGUGCUGCUUCCACUGCAUUUGAAAAGCAACAAGUACAAAAAUAUUACUUAGCAUUGUUACAUGGUCAUGUAAAUGAUUCAUUUAUUGUAAUUGACAAACCUAUUGGUAAUGAUAUAAGAGAGACAGACGGAAAUAAAAAAAUGUGUACAAGUGAUAGCUUAUUUUGUACAAAGCCAAGAAAGUCUCGUACUGUACUCUUGGUAUUAGAGUACGGUUUAAGAAAAUCUAAACCUGCCACUAAAGUUUUGCUAUACCCUACAACUGGUAGAAGGCACCAAUUGAGAGUACAUUGUUCGUCUAUAGGUCAUAUAAUAAUAGGUGAUUAUACGUACAGCGAAAGACAAGAUGUGGAGCCUCACAGAACAUUUCUACAUUCUUUCAGGUUGAUAUUAAAAAAUGAUGUUGAAAACUUAGAUGUAAGGACAGCAGAUCCUUUUAUAUCUGCUGAUACAGCAAAUAAAUGGCAACCAACAAAUAUUAUUAGAACAUUAGAUGAAAAUAUAUUUUCUGAAAUUCAUAAACUUGCACAAUAAAAAAUAUCUGAAAUUUUA